GAGCCUCGCAGGGCCAUGUCGGCGCCGUGCCUGCCCCUGCCCGCCGCCGGCUCAGCACCGGCGGAGGCGGACAGCGCCGGAGGCAUGGAGCCGCCCGCCGGCACCACCGGGACCGGGAGCAGGACCGGGGCCGCCGGCUUGGAGCUGGCCCUGGAGGAGGAGCUGGCGCUGCUGGCCGCCGCCGGGGAACCGCCGGAGCCGCCGCCCGUCGCUGCUGCUGUCGCUGUCGCCGCCGCCGCCGCCCGGGACCCCGAGCUGCUGUCGUUGAUCCGGCAGAAGGAGAAGGACCUGGUGCUGGCGGCGCGGCUGGGCAAGGCGCUGCUGGAGCGCAACCAGGACAUGAGCCGGCAGUACGAGAGGAUGCACAAGGAGCUGACCGACAAGCUGGAGCACCUAGAACAAGAGAAGCACGAACUGCGGAGGCGAUUUGAGAACAAGGAAGGAGAAUGGGAAGGAAGGGUGUCUGAACUGGAAAGCGAUGUGAAGCAGCUGCAGGAUGAGCUAGAGAGGCAGCAGGUUCACCUGCGUGAAGCUGACCGUGAGAAGACACGGGCUGUCCAGGAACUCUCCGAACAGAACCAAAGACUCCUGGACCAGCUCAGCAGGGCGUCUGAGGUGGAGCGGCAGCUCUCCCUGCAAGUCCACACCCUCCGGGAGGACUUUCGGGAGAAGAACUCCUCCAGCAGCCAACACAUCGUGCGGCUCGAGAGCCUCCAGGCUGAGCAGGUCCUUGAAAUCAAAAUGCUGACAGACAGAAAGCGGGAGCUGGAGCAUCGCCUUAGUGCCAUGAUGGAGGAGAAUGACCUGCUCCAGGGAACCGUGGAGGAACUGCAGGACCGAGUCCUCAUCCUGGAGAGGCAAAGCCAUGAUAAGGACCUGCAGCUGCAUCAAAGCCAGCUGGAGCUCCAGGAGGUGCGGCUAUCCUACCGGCAGCUGCAGGGGAAGGUAGAAGAGCUCAGUGAGGAGAGAAGUCUCCAAAAUUUCAACACAACCAGCACAUCCCUGCUAUCUGAGAUAGAGCAGAGCAUGGAGGCAGAGGAGCUGGAACAAGAACGAGAACAGCUGAGGCUGCAGCUCUGGGAAGCAUAUUGCCAAGUACGAUAUCUCUGCUCCCAUCUCAGAGGAAAUGACAGCGCAGAUUCCGCAGUCUCCACAGACUCCUCCAUGGAUGAGUCUUCAGAAACCUCAUCAGCCAAAGAUGUCCCAGCUGGUAGCCUACGGGCAGCUCUCAGCGAGCUGAAAAGACUGAUACAAAACGUGCUGGAUGGGGCAGACUCCACGAGCUCUCGGCGAAGCGAUGAUGACACCUUGGAGGAACAGAUCAGGCGAACAAGUGAGGACUCACGAGCCCUGAGGGAGUUAAUGGAGGGAGAACGGGGGAAACUGAGACAGAGUUUGGAGGAGCUGCAGCGACUGCACAGCCAGGUCACGCUGCUGAGUGUGGAAAUGACGACGCUGAAGGAGGAGCGGGACCGGCUGCGAGGAGCUGCUGAAGACAAGGAGACGAGCGAACGGCUCAUGCAGGCCAUCAGGGACCGAGAUGAAGCCAUCGCCAAGAAGAAUGCGGUGGAGGUGGAGCUCGCCAAGUGCAAGAUUGACAUGAUGUCCCUCAACAGCCAGCUGUUGGAUGCCAUCCAGCAGAAGGUGAACCUCUCGCAGCAGCUGGAGGCCUGGCAGGAUGACAUGCACAGGGUCAUUGACCAGCAGCUGAUGGACAAACACCCGAAGGAAUGGAGCCAGCUUGCUUAUUCCUUCUCCAGUGGCUACGGCGCAAAGCGGAGUGCCAGACCCUCCCCCGUGUUCAGGCCGGAGCCGCAGGGGGACGAGCCCGUCGGGGCAGAAGGGAACCGUCUUUUUUCCUUUUUCAAGAAAAAUUAG
Messenger RNA from Cygnus atratus (black swan), 1878 nucleotides. It is a transcript of the gene BICDL1, whose product is annotated as BICD family like cargo adaptor 1. The transcript has 11 exons. NCBI's taxonomy places the organism in Eukaryota, Metazoa, Chordata, Aves, Anseriformes, Anatidae. Gene Ontology annotation, biological process: vesicle transport along microtubule; Golgi to secretory granule transport. The coding region runs from base 16 to 1878 and encodes 620 amino acids. The record is from RefSeq and is a predicted model, not a curated record.